This is a messenger RNA of Morus notabilis, 806 nucleotides long. RefSeq names its product chaperone protein dnaJ 11, chloroplastic. Bases 117 to 623 code for a protein of 168 amino acids. Lineage: Eukaryota; Viridiplantae; Streptophyta; Magnoliopsida; Rosales; Moraceae. The transcript has a single exon. The record is from RefSeq and is a predicted model, not a curated record.
GAGUCCCAUUUCCAAUUUACUCACAAAUACCUUCUAAUUCCAAACAAACAACCAAAGACAAAAAGACUUCUUCUUCUUCUUCUUUUUUUCCCCAAACUUCAUCUCCAAAUCCAACAAUGUCUCGAACCCUAAAUCUCCCCAACCUCUUCAUCUCGCCGGAGCCUCCCCUUCUCUCGCCGAGAUCUCCCUCCCCGACCUCCGUCAGAUUCCCGUCGCCCACCGUCAGACUCCCGUCGCCCACCGUCAAGGCCUUCACGGCGACGGAGGCGCCGCCGAGGAGAAGAACCGCCGGCAGCAAGAGCAACAGCAAUAGCCUUUACGAGGUUCUGAGAGUGAAGAGAAACGCAUCGCAGACGGAGAUAAAGACGGCCUACAGAAACCUCGCGAAGGUCUACCAUCCCGACACCUCGUCCUGCUCCGAAUCGGAGUUCGACGACGGCCUCGAUUUCAUCGCCAUUCACAACGCCUACGCAACGCUCUCCGAUCCCGCUGCUAGGGCCAAAUAUGAUCUCUCCUUGGGACCUCAGUACUCUCCUUCUGCUUAUUCUUACUCUUUUUCGUCGGGGGGGUUAGGGUUAGGGUUUUGCCCGACCCGGAGAUGGGAAACGGACCAGUGCUGGUAGUAAUAUGCCCCAAGUUUCGAUCUUUUUGUUUCUUAGAAUUGUUGACUAUAGUGGAGGAGAAGAUAUAAUUUAGCUAACUUUGUAAAACCAAAAAAAAAAAAGAAAAAGGAUGUCAUUUUCUGUAAUGGCAAUGUAAGAGAGAAAAACCUGUAUAAAUUCUGAUUUCAGUAUCAUCUUCUUCUU